UUUCCAUGGUGGAGCGGAGAGUAGAGCGACGGGAUCUGCGAGUAAUAAUUGGCAAACCCAGUGUUCCGCCGCCAUGAAUUUGGCCGGCCCAGCAGGCGUCUCAGCCAAAACUCUCAGCGGCCGCUCAGCAAAAUGGCCCAUAUUCGCCACUAAACCCGAACUCCGAUCACACGAAAUCUUUCACUUCUCUCCCUCCAACCAAUUCCACCAUCUCUGCAACAACAACCUCAUAGUUCCCUCCGCAUCCUGGAAGCCCUUCGCGGUCUCCUCUCGUCUCCACCCUCCGGAACUUUCAACACUCUCCGACGUCUGUAGAACAAAAAUGGGGAGGUUGAUUGAUGAGUGUUCUCGUAGGCAAACCCUAGCUAUAAUUGCGGCUCUGAUGGGAGUCUUGCUGAUCGGAAAUGGUCCUGAAAGAGCCCUAGCGUCCAAUUCUCCAUCAGCUUUCGUUCAGAACGUCAUUUACUCCAACAAAAUCGCUAUCUUCUCCAAAUCUUACUGCCCGUAUUCCAUGCGUGCAAAGCACAUAUUUGAAGAACUAAAAGAGACACCUUUUGUUGUGGAGCUGGAUCUUCGAGACGAUGGGCACCGCAUUCAAGAUGUCCUUCUAGAUCUGGUGGGCCGCAGAACAGUCCCACAAGUAUUUGUGAAUGGGAAACACAUUGGUGGAUCUGAUGAUCUCCACAGUGCUGUAAAAAAUGGGCAAUUGGGAACUCUUCUUGCCAAAGAAUAACUCCAGAGGAUGAUGCUGAGAGAUUAUAGCGUCUCAACUGAAGUGGCUGCCCUCCGCAUGCCUGGAAGACUCAACUAACUUUUGUAGGGCAAUCUUGUUCUUGGCUAGCCUAGGUCAACUGUUUAGGUUGUAAUCAUGUCAACCCCAUGUCAAUCUGAGGUUGGAUACAUUUGUAAUAAUAAUAGUGACUAUUUUGUAUUUGAAUUAGUGAAAAUUUGAAUUUGAUUGCAUGGUAGCAUAUAAAGACAACUUUCUAUGGCUUUGUGUUACA
Molecule: messenger RNA, 1004 nt
Organism: Ipomoea triloba (trilobed morning glory)
Lineage: Eukaryota; Viridiplantae; Streptophyta; Magnoliopsida; Solanales; Convolvulaceae
Product: monothiol glutaredoxin-S6-like
Exons: 4
Coding region: 74-733 (219 amino acids)
Biological process (GO): cellular response to oxidative stress
Cellular component (GO): cytoplasm
Molecular function (GO): glutathione disulfide oxidoreductase activity
Source: RefSeq, a predicted model, not a curated record